Molecule: messenger RNA, 2075 nt
Organism: Triticum urartu
Lineage: Eukaryota; Viridiplantae; Streptophyta; Magnoliopsida; Poales; Poaceae
Source: RefSeq, a predicted model, not a curated record
UAUAAUUGUGCAACGGCAUAUCCACAAUAAACCUGUAGCUGUUUAGAGACGACCAAGUGAUCUGAAGCAGUUAAGUACUUACAUCUUUCAUUCGCAAAAAAAAAGUACUUGCAUCUUUAGUAGAGCAAGCAAUACCUUGCUUCGCUGGAGAGUUUGCAUGAGGCCAUGGGAAUCGAGUUCCUCCUCUCUUUUUUGGCCCAAUACUUCUUCCUUUUGGAGCUCCUUUUGCCUGACCUGCAUCUUGCCCCUCUCCGUGGCAAAGUAUUGUUUGGAAUCUGAUCAAAACUUGCCCUUCUCGCACACAGGGGAACACAUCGAGUCCUUGAUUCCUAGGUUUUGGCCGCAACCGUCAUACGAAGUUUAGCCUAGAAGCUGAAUGUAGUUCAGUUGCGAUCUUUUGCCAUGUCCGAGCAACCAGCACUGGGCGUGCUUUGGUAUGUCUUCUUUUGGUGUCAUCAAGCAACCAUCCAUUUGCGCCCACGUUGGUUUUGCUCUUGACAUGGUGCCUGCGCCACGUCUGGGAGAAAAUAUUCACAUACGGUGCUUCCAUGUGCUCGAAGAGCGGCGAACGCACGCAAAUAGCAACCUCUGGCAUCAUUUUACUGGUUCCUACAUCCAGAAGAACUGGAGCUGACCCUCAUGACCUGAAAAAUGUACCCUUCUUUGAGAAAUCAUGGUAUCCAUUCCAACGAACUCCACUUUACGAAUAUGUACAUCGCUAUAUGCAUCCAUCGACUGAAGUACUCGGAUGUAUCAUUUUGAAUUGACCGGCACCAUGGAUGUGUUUGGAGCUACAAGCCUCCUCAGUGCCACCACACUCUAGGUCUACGCCUCGUGUUGUCACACCUCAAAAGUCAAACAUCAUCGGCAUGUGUCGUCGUCUCCGCUCUUAUUUUUGUCUUUUGUGACUUCAUCGUCGAUCUAUUUAACUAUGUAUGGCGUUUGUCUGGUGUGUCGCACUGAAGAUGAAGAUGUCACUGAGAUCGGAGAGGAAAUGUUUGAAGCGGGAGGUGGUGCUCGAAGGCCAAUUCGCACGGCGAACUACACGGAGGUUGAGGAUGUCCUCUUGGUCAAGGCUUGGUCGCAAGUGGGCUUGGAUGCGGUCACCGGCACCGAUCAAACCGGGAAACGUUAUUGGCAACGCAUUGAGGACAAGUAUUGUAAGAUGAAACCCAAGAUUGCCACAUUGAGAGCUCGUUCUUACCGAUCGCUUCAAGGCCGGUGGGAGUUGAUGAAACCUGCUUGUGCUCGUUGGAGUGCGGCUAUGGAUCAAGUGAGGGAUCAACCCCCAAGUGGCUGUGUUGAGAGUGAUUAUGAGAAAUAUGCCGACUUGAGGUACAAGGACAUGGCCGGUUCCAAGGGCAAAUCCUUCCCAUUCAUGCAUUGUUGGGCAUUGCUCCAACAUCUUGACAAAUGGAAAUUGAGGGAUCAAGAGAGUGCAUCGAAAAAAUCGAAUAUGCUAAAAAUGGAUGAUAGUGAUGAAGAAAGAAGAAACCAUGACAAGCCCGGGGGAACCAAGAAGGCAAAAGAGAGGAUGAAGAUGGAAGCGGAGGCAUCAAGCUUGAAGGAAAAGCUUGAUCAAAUGAUCAAGUCAAAGGAGGCAUUGGCGGCGAAGGCAUUGGAGGCAAAGCUUAUUAUCACCGAGAGAAAGAAAGAGGUGAAACUUGCACAAUUGGAAGUAAAGGCGAGAAGAUGCCAAGCGCAAGGCUGACAUGGAGGAGAUGAUGAUCAAGCUCAAGGAAGCAAAAGCAUGGAAGGAGCUCAUGGCUGAGGAGAAGGAGCACAUGAUGAUGUCUAGAAAGGACAUGGAUGAAGAGCAAUUGGCGUGGUGGAAGGAGUACAAGGAGAACAUCGCCGAGAGGAAGAGGCUACUGCAUGGUGCUGGUGGUGGUGCGUUGUCUACUCUCCGAGGUGAGUCUCCGAUGAGUGGUGGAGGCGAUGGAGGUGUGGACAACUUCACCGGUGCUUGAAGUUGUUCGUAUGUUUUAUGUUUUGCAAAUGAUGUCUCUGAUGACUAUGUGAUGAUGAUCAUUUGCACGUUGUAUAUUUUGCUAUGAUGUCCAUGGGAUUUACUA